Molecule: messenger RNA, 321 nt
Organism: Acanthocheilonema viteae
Lineage: Eukaryota; Metazoa; Nematoda; Chromadorea; Rhabditida; Onchocercidae
Source: the annotation of a GenBank genome assembly
AUGGAUGGACUCAUACAAACGUUACCGCCGCCAUUAAGAAAAUUUUCUACAUAUAUUGAUUUUGUUGGACAACGGAAAGCGGAACGAAUUUUCCAAGUAAUAUUGGUGCUAACGGCAGUGAUUGGUUAUGGUAUUGGUUAUGUUACUCAACAAUUAUCAUAUGCCAUUUAUACGUUAUGCAGUGGUUUUAUUCUAUCAUGUAUUCUCGUUGUACCGCCUUGGCCAUAUUUGCGACGUAAUCCAAUACAUUGGCAGCCCGUUCAAACGAUUUCACCAUCGUCUGCGAAUGUUCCAUCAAAAGAGAAAAAGAAGACGAAAUAA